Messenger RNA from Sander lucioperca (pikeperch), 1536 nucleotides. RefSeq names its product zinc finger protein 501-like. Gene Ontology annotation, molecular function: DNA-binding transcription factor activity, RNA polymerase II-specific; RNA polymerase II cis-regulatory region sequence-specific DNA binding. Gene Ontology annotation, biological process: regulation of transcription by RNA polymerase II. The record is from RefSeq and is a predicted model, not a curated record. Lineage: Eukaryota; Metazoa; Chordata; Actinopteri; Perciformes; Percidae. Bases 1 to 1536 code for a protein of 511 amino acids. The transcript has 5 exons.
AUGUGUGCAGCACCUCUUGCAGCUGCAGCAGCAGUGAAGGAGGAGGAAGAGGAGGAGGAGGAGCAGCCUGCUGCACCUCCUGCAGCUGCAGCAGCAGUGAAGGAGGAGGAAGAGGAGAAGGAAAAGGAGGAAGAGUAUGUGGUGGAGAAGGUUUUGGACUGCAGAAUGGUGAAGGGAAGAGUAGAGUUUCUGCUGAAAUGGAAGGGGUUCUCAGAUGAGGAUAACACAUGGGAGCCGCAAGACAACCUGGACUGCCCCGACCUUAUCACCGAGUACAUGCAGAAACACAAGGAGAAGGAGGAGAAAAAGAAGGAGGGCAAGAGGAAAGUUGUCAGAGAGGCCUCGGGAGACUCAGAGGAGCGAGGGAGCAAGAGGAAGAAGGAGAAACGGAGAGGAGGAGAGGGACCCAAAUGUCACCACUCUCAGCACUGUGACAAAUCCUUCACAUCAUCUGGAUAUUUAAAGAUUCAUCAGAGAGUUCACACUGGAGAGAAUCUACACAGCUGUGAAAAUUGUGGGGCAGCUUUCACACUACAGAGUACCCUAAAAAACCAUCAACGCAUUCACAAUGGAGGAAAUCUACACAGCUGUGAUCAAUGCGGGGCAGUUUUCGCACGACCGAGUCACCUAAAAAGACAUCAACGCAUUCACACUGGAGAGAAGCCGUACAGCUGUGAUCAAUGUGAGGCAGCUUUCACACAACGGAGUACCCUAAAAAACCAUCAACGCAUUCACAUUGGAGAGAAGCCGUGCAGCUGUGAUCAUUGUGGGGAAGCUUUCACACUACAGAGUACCCUAAAAAACCAUCAACGCAUUCACACUGGAGAGAAGCCGUACAGCUGUGAUCAAUGUGGGGCAGCUUUCACACAACGGAGUACCCUAAAAAACCAUCAACGCAUUCACACUGGAAAGAAUCUACACAGCUGUGAUCAAUGUUGGGCAGCUUUCGCACGACAGAGUCACCUAAAACGACAUCAACGCAUUCACACUGGAGAGAAGCCGUACAGUUGUGAUCAAUGUGGGGCAGCUUUCACACAACAGAGUACCCUAAAAAACCAUCAACGCAUUCACACUGGAGAGAAUCUGCACAGCUGUGAUCAAUGUGAGUCAGCUUUCGCACGACAGAGUGACCUAAAAAACCAUCAACGCAUUCACACUGGAGAGAAUCUACACAGCUGUGAUCAAUGUGAGGCAGCUUUCACACGACCAAGUCACCUACAAAGACAUCAGCUGAUUCACACUGGAGAGAAGCCGCACAGAUGUGAUCAAUGUGGGUCAGCUUUCAAACGACAGAGUAACCUAAAAAGUCAUCAACUGAUUCACACUGGAGACAAACCUUACAGCUGUGAUCAAUGUGGGGCAACGUUCACACACCAGAGCCAUCUGAAAAGACAUCAACUGAUUCACACUGGAGAGAAGCCGUACAGCUGUGAUCAGUCCUUGCAGACUCUCCGCUCACAGUCGCCCAGGCCGAGGUUGGGAUAUAUCGCCCUCCACAUCGCCCCGACAACGCUGACUGCAAGAAGCAUGAAAUAA